Messenger RNA from Ascoidea rubescens DSM 1968, 1090 nucleotides. RefSeq names its product tRNA methyltransferase TRM7 (gene TRM7). Gene Ontology annotation, cellular component: cytoplasm. Gene Ontology annotation, biological process: tRNA methylation; cytoplasmic translation. The transcript has a single exon. The coding region runs from base 17 to 925 and encodes 302 amino acids. Lineage: Eukaryota; Fungi; Ascomycota; Saccharomycetes; Ascoideales; Ascoideaceae. The record is from RefSeq and is a predicted model, not a curated record. Gene Ontology annotation, molecular function: tRNA methyltransferase activity.
AAAAAAAUCAAUAAAUAUGGGAAAGGGCAGUAAAGAUAAAAGAGAUUUGUACUACCGAAAGGCCAAAGAAGAGGGAUGGAGAGCAAGAUCAGCUUUUAAGUUACUCCAGUUGGAUGAGCAAUUCAAUCUAUUUGAAGGUGUUAGAAAUGUGGUUGAUUUAUGUGCAGCUCCUGGUUCAUGGUCUCAAGUGCUAUCUCAAAAAUUGAAUUGUAUAGAUUCUUCAUCUUCAUCAAAGAUUGUUGCAGUAGAUUUGCAACCAAUGUCACCAAUACCUGGCGUUGAAUGUAUUCAAGCCGAUAUAACCCAUCCAAAGACAUUAGAAAGAAUUUUGGGAAUAUUUAAUGGGCAAUUGGCAGAUUUCAUUUGCAGUGAUGGAGCUCCAGAUGUCACAGGAUUGCACGAUAUCGAUGAAUAUAUUCAGGCUCAAUUAAUAUUGUCUGCGUUACAAUUAACGACGUGUAUAUUGAAACCCGGGGGAACAUUUGUUGCAAAAAUAUUUAGAGGUAGAGAUAUCGAUUUAUUAUAUUCACAACUUGGAAAUUUAUUUGAAAAAGUAAUAUGUGCCAAACCAAGAUCAUCAAGAAGUACAUCAUUAGAAUCCUUUAUUGUGUGCAUUAAUUACAAACCACAAAAAGACUGGAAACCCAAAUUAACAUUGAAUCAGUCAACAGAGGAGUUUUUCAAAGAUGCUAAUUUAGGAAGAGCAAAAUUGAGCGAGUCUUUGGAAAACAAUUUGCCCUUUGAAGAAAGAGUUGUUGCCCCAUUUAUUGCUUGUGGUGAUCUAUCCAGCUAUGAUUCAGAUGCUACAUAUUCCAUUGAAGAGGGAAAGCAGACGACUAGUCUCGAUCCUGUGCAAAUGCCCACAGCUCCCCCAUACAAGAAGGCAUUGGAAAUGAAGCGAAAGGGGAUACUUUUAAGACAAUGAAGCAUUCCAUGAAUAACGGCUACACAGUUGGAUAUAACCAAUGUAUUGUAAGAUUGUUGAAGAUAAUUUAAAAAAAGCAUAAAAUAGAAUAGUAUGUAAGAAAUUAGAUAAGACUGCAAGUGAAUGCACUUUCAGCAUAUAUUUGCGCAUAUAAUUUAACACGUG